This is a messenger RNA of Apis mellifera (honey bee), 5692 nucleotides long. It is a transcript of the gene stac, whose product is annotated as protein unc-13 homolog 4B. Lineage: Eukaryota; Metazoa; Arthropoda; Insecta; Hymenoptera; Apidae. The record is from RefSeq and is a predicted model, not a curated record. The coding region runs from base 1410 to 4721 and encodes 1103 amino acids. The transcript is spliced from 17 exons.
GACUCGAUUUCUAGGUUUCCAUCUAUUUUUAAUUCCAAACUAUUUUUCUCAUACGAAAGUAUAUGUAACGUGAUUAAACUCAAUUAACGAGACGAAUUUAAAUGAAUUCGAAUUAGGUCAGUGUCGUGAAAAUAUUUCAACGCUCGGAAUAAAUUUUUGAACUGAACUGUAUAUCGCAGAUAACCGCACAGCUUAAUCAAAUUCAAUGUUUCAAAACCAGACUGCAUACACUUACAUCUUCAAAGGCCCAAUAUUACUUCUUUUCAUAUCUUCUCUGGUACUUAUCAAUAUUUGCAAAAUCUCCAAAGGGGAAAAGUCGUGUUGAUACUCGAAUUAUCUUAUGCUCCCAUGUUAAACUGUUCUCAAUUUCGUCAAAUAUAUACAUAUAUAUAUCGACAAAUAAAACACUGAAAACUCAAGUACAUUCAAAUAUAUUUUGACAAAUUUGUUUAACUUUCAUAUAAAUCCUGUUUAAAUCCACGACUUUUGAUUCCUCUUUAAAUAUCUUUCAACAAAUUAUUAUUCGAUAAAAAAAAUUCUCAAUCUUUAUCAUAUCAAAGUAUUCAUUUCUCAGAAAUCGAACGAUUAAUCUUAAUAAAAUUGAUCAUUAAUCAUCUAAAUGAAUACAUCUCAAAAGGACAUAUUUAUCACAACAUUUCCUCUUAUAUCUACAAUGCUGCGUUUUAUCCCUUGGUUCAUCUAGAUGCUCUUUUUCGAUUAUGCACAGUCAAAUAAAUAUGCGGAGCUCCGAUAACAAAGGUCGCGGCCGUCGAAGUUCAUCAUUGGCUGACAAUACUAGUACACGAUUCUUCGCUUUUAGAUACUCGUUCGAUACUCGUCGCGUGUGCAACACCUCGAAACUACUUCCAAUUCCUUUCCUAUUCGAUUAAACAUUCUCAAACUUCGUUCUCCAUACAAAAACAUACUGCAUAUCGAUUUCAAUACAUCAAAAAUUCUUCCAUUUCUCCGUUAUUGUGUCAAACCUUAAAAGAAAUUUAACCAAAAAAUAUAUCCCUCUAAUUUAUUUAGAAAAUUAAAAAUAAUUGUUCAAUCAUUCCCAAGACGUUCGAAACGAUUGUCGCUUUUAUUAUAAUACACGAGGAUGAAAGUGUCGUGAGUGUCUAGAUCGUAGCUGACAGUUUCUUUCGAAAUCGGUGUUUCGAAAUCGUUUAGGUGGAAACGUUGAUCAUCGUUGUCGUCGCGAUGAAUGAAAAAUUUUCAUCGAACGGACGGCGAGGAGAAGGAUGGAACGAAUCUGUAUUUGCGAGUGGACGUUUUGAAUGUGCCGCGAAAGUGUGAACAUGAGAUCGACACAACAAAGUGUCGUCCACAGUGUUUGUUUCUCCGUAGUGGAAAUGAGGGAGAAAUGAGGUUGAACGAAACGAGAGUGUCGUGAGCGCGAAACGAAAAUGGUGAGCACCAAUCCAUCCUUAGGGGUGGUCACUCUGAACAGAGAGAGGAACACUUUCCGCGGUGUACCCAAGGCGGAAAUCGAGCGCAGAACGAACACGCUUCUCCAGGCUAUGACGAUCGAGGAGCUCUAUGCUGCCCUAGUUUUUAUGACCCAGCAUCAAAUAGGCUACGACGUAUCCAACGAGUGUAAACUGGAAACUCUGCUGAACCAUCUUCAAAAUGCGUUCAAAGUCGACAAUGAUGUGCACGAGAGAGUUCUGGACGAGACUAAAAACAUGGAGCCACCGGAAAUGCACUUGUGCGUCGAAGUGAUCGAAGCCAAAGAACUCGUUUCCAAGGACGCCAAUGGCAAAAGCGACCCUUUCUGCGCCCUUUACCUAGAAUCAGCUCCCACCAGGAGGUACAACACUGCCGUAAAAACGUCCACCCUCAGCCCUGUUUGGGAGGAACACUUCGAACUCCCCCUCGAGGAUCCAGAGAACGACGUAUUAUUUCUAGAAGUAUGGGAUUUUGACGCUGCUGAAACAGUUCCUGAAAAAAUGAGUAAAGUGAAAGAUGUAAAGGGUGUUAGGGGGUUGGUAAAAUUAGCGAAGGAGAUUGCGGUCACAGCCACGACUGGCAGCCACGAUAACGAAUUCAUCGGCCGCUGUAGAAUACCUCUUAAAGAUAUACCGACGACAGGCCACACAAUGUGGUAUUCCCUCGAGAAGAGAAACAAACCAAAGAGACGCGGCGUGGUGAAACUGAGGUUGGCCUUCAGCGCGGAGCACAAUGCAUUGGUGGCCGCCCAAGAGCACAGACACCUGAUCAGAGUGCUAUUGUUGUACGAAUUGGAGACGGAGAAAAUAGAGAAAUACUGUUGGAGUGGGCGAUGGUCGGCACCCGCGGAAGUUCUUCUUCUUCAGCACAGCGCGCAACGCGGUUUGCUGGCUAGAAACGUGACGCUUGCCCAGUGGAUAGAAUACGCGAGGAUUCAUCAGGAGCAUCCCCUCAACUUCACCGUGUUCAAUAAAUUGGUGGUCGAUCUGUUGAGGCCUAUGGAGAACGGCCUCUUCUCGCCAGAUGAAACCAGAUUGUUUUGGGACGCCACGAAGAAAUUGUUGUACUCUUGUCUUAACAGUAUUCGCAAGAUCAGGAGGUUCACAGUCGGUGAUAAGAAUGCUAUGGCACAAUUGUCCGCCAUUUUGGGAAUACUUUCAUCCCUUUCAUCCCUUAAAGUUCCUGAGGACGUGAAUUUGUUUCCUGGAAAGAUGUAUCAUUGGUUCCCAGACCCUGAUGAGAAAUUAAGUAUCGUUCAAGCUUUGGAUUACACGGUCGAACAGGGUGGUAUUGAAUGGUUCGAACACAUAUUGAAUAAUAAUUAUCCAGAAAGUGAAUCGGACGAAGAUUCGUUAAAGUAUCGUAUCAAAGUGAUUCAACUCGUGAGGGCAGAUUUACAAAACGCUAUCGAUAAUUACGAUAAACUGUUUAUCAAACGAAUCAAUUUCCCCUACGCCAGGUGUUUGUACGUGAUGUACGAAAAGAGGAUCAGCGGUUUGUGCAGGAUUAUCGUGCAAGAUGUUUGCAGUAGAAUGAAGAGGAUCGAGAUUGAAAACACCGAUGUCGAAUUGAAUUUGGGAACGACGUUGUUCGAAUUGUAUCUCACGUUGCAGAGAUUCGCUUUGCUUGGACAAGUGUUGUGCGCCGAAGGACAGUUAGAAAGAAUGGAAGUGCAAAAUUAUCACGAUUGGUUCAGGGCUGGGGUUGCACACUGGCUCGACAUAGCUGUCUACAAAGCUUUGAAACGGAUUGACAGAGCCGUGGAGUUCGACACCCUCCAAGCAGUUGAUAACACCGUCCAAUACAGCUCGAGUGCUGUGGACACGUUAACGAUAUUCUAUCAAAUCAAAGUUUUCUGGACGCAGCUCGCGUGGCCCGACAUGGAGGGCUCCUACACUUUCGUAGCUAAAAUUAUCGACGACAUCUGCAAAUGUUCGAUAGCGUAUGCAGACAAAAUGGCGAAGAAGGCAGAACUGACCACGGAAUUGGAACAAUUGUCGAAGGGCAGCGUGUACGAGAAGAAAUUUUACGUGUCGACAGCUUGGUGUUUCGCCAUAAACAAUAUUGAUUACAUCAAAACAUCGAUCGGGCCAUUGGCCCACGAUCUAGGAUUCCAGAGUAUCGUGGACGCGUUCGCGGAGAAGAAAACCCAACAAGAGGCGGACAGGUGUCAACAGACCCUCCAAUUGAUCAUUGACAACGCGACCGACACUGUUAAGAAUAAAAUUAUAGAAUUAUUACAGGUUGUCGCCAAUAAAAUGUCCCCUGCCAUGAACAGGUUCCUCAUGGAGGGUGCAGAGUUGAUAGACACGACCAGCAAUUCCAUGGAUCGGCUUUUACAAUAUUUAGACACGAAUCUAACAACGUUGCACGACAAUCUGAACGAAGACAAUUUCGAGAGAAUCUUGUUCGUUAUUUGGGAUAUAUUAUCAGAAAGUUUGUACCAAUUAGUGCAUAAUAAUUUGGAGAAAAGGAGACCACCAUCGUUCUACUCGAACCUUCAUCGCACAUUGCACACCCUUAUUCGAUACUUUAAUAUCGGAGCCGACGAGGCAGCAAAUGUUAAAGUGUUGGAGAAGAUCGAGCACCUUUUGGAGCUUCAUGGCCUCGAGACAGCCGAGUUGAUACAUCGUUAUCACCAGGAGCGGAUAAAAGAGCAAAAUGACUUGGAAGAAUCCGAAUACGGGCAGAUCACGGUUAAGGCGCAGUUCGUGGAUAACUCGUUGAAUAUUCAAAUAUUAAACGCGAGGAAACUGCGACCUGUUGAUAGUAAUGGCGAUUUGGUAGGCAAGGUGUCUACUCUCAAACGCAAGCUUCAUACAAAAUCUAAACAAAGACAGAAAGAAUGGAAGACAAGUAGUUGCGAUUCGUACGUGAAAGUGAGACUUCUUCCGGAGGAAAAAUUCACCGACGUGAAAUUACCUAAAACUCAUGUGCAAAAGGAGAAUUUGUACCCCCUGUACGAUGAAAUUUUCAACAUUCCUCUGACCAGCGAGCAAAGAGCUACAGAAAACGCGAUCGUAGCGUUCGAACUGAAAGACAAGGACUUUUUAAGAUCGAGAUUCAUGGCGGAAGCUUUCCUUCCGUUCAGUGAAAUUCCUGAAACGGGACCAGAUCGAGGGAUCGAGUCUCUCGAACAAAUUCACUUGAAACUUUCGCGUCCUAUAAGGAAAAGUACAGACAUAAUCCAAGCGUUGGAACACAGAAAGGGAGACAAUCAAGCGACAGAGUUCUUAUCGAAACUCAGCUCUAAAGCUGAACGAAAAUGAUCGUUGCUAUUCGUGAAAAAAACGACUGAAAUUAUUCGUUACAUCAUGCAAUAAAAUUCGCGAGCAACGAAUCACUAUGAAUUUUCAAAAUGAAUGCAAAUUGUUAAAAUGAAUCUUUCGCGCGAUUUUUAAUUAUUUUUCGUAAAUCAUUCGAAUUGUUGUUUAAUUAAUUAAUCAUCCGCGCUUACUAAAAUAUCAUCAAAACUAUACUAAAAUAUUAUUUGGGUAAUGUUACUCAAAAUUGUUUUCACAUUAAUAAUUUAUAAAUUACGCGAUAUGUAAUACGAUAUCUUUUUAUUAAUAUUUGAAAAAUCGAAAUGCUGUUCAAUUUCCCACGUUAAAUAAAAAAGCUUGCCUAAAGAAAAUAAUGCAAGGAAAGUAUCGUUGAAUAAUAGACUAUUUUUAUAAAAUUUUUACAAAUUAUUUUCAAGACUAAAUCCUAUUUCUAGACUGUGUACGCUUCGAGUGUCUAACAUCAAAUAUAUUUUCUUUGAAUGAAACACGAAACGUCGCAUUUCAAAACUAGAAAAAACUUUAAGGCUGAGUAAGAAGUACUAUUUAUAAGCAAUAUGCGAAAUUAAUUAUUAAAUUAAUAAAUGCUGCAAUAAAUACUGAAAAAAUGAAUUGAAGGAUUCAUAUAAAAACUAGCCUUGAUGAUUUUUCUAACAAAAAAGAAAGAGAAAGAGAAAAAUACAUUUAAAAAGCAUUAAUCAAUUAUUUAAGGUUAUUUUUCUAAUCUAUAAUUAAACAAAAAUCGUUUUUGUAAAUGAAUCCUUCAAUAUUUCAAGUAAAAAGCUUCUAAUAAGAAAAAUCAAAAUAAAUUUUGUAAUAUAUGUGUACAUAGAAACUCAGCUAUGCAUGUAAGACGUAUACGUUUUUUGUAUGUGAAAGAGUAUGUUUUAUCUAGUGUUAUUGCAUUAUUGUUGAAUCAUUUAAUUCUAAAUAAAAUCGUCGAGAAAUCUGUUAUCGAA